Melitaea cinxia (Glanville fritillary) is the source of this 513-nucleotide messenger RNA. RefSeq lists its product as uncharacterized. Lineage: Eukaryota; Metazoa; Arthropoda; Insecta; Lepidoptera; Nymphalidae. The transcript has a single exon. The coding region runs from base 1 to 513 and encodes 170 amino acids. The record is from RefSeq and is a predicted model, not a curated record.
AUGCAUGUAGCGGUACCACGCCGACAGAAAAAUCUUUCGAUAGUGAUAUUGAAAUUUUUAAACUCAGCGAAAAUUAAGCAGCUUUUGAUGCACGAGGAGCUUGGAGACCGUAAGCCCUCUCAAUUUUUGCGCCACUUGAAGAGCCUUGCUGGUGUCAAUGUUCCUGAUGACUUCCUACGGACCAUUUGGGUUAGUCGUCUCUCACAUGGAAUCCAGACAGUGCUCGCAGGCCAACCAUCUUCAACCUGCAUCGACGAUCUGUCAGAUUUAGCUGAUCGUAUCCACGAGUUAGCUACUCCGUCACCCACGGUGGCGUCUGCCAGCCAACCCCAAACCAGUUCCAGCUCAGCAGUUGAAGCACUAACUAAAGAAGUCGCCGAACUUCGGAGACAGUUCCAGCAACUAGCUUCAGAAAGAAGAAGUAGAUCCAAUACCAGAUCCGCAAGAUCAUCUCAGCGCAGAUCGGCAUCCAGGUCUAAACGAUCGCAGUCGAACUUCAGGAAGUACCCAUAA